CACACACAAACAGACACCUGUACACACACAGACAUGUACAUGUACAUACACAUACAGACACAUGUACAUACACGCAGACACAUGUACAUGCAUACACAGACACACACAAACAUGUACACACAUGCACGCACGCUGUUAAGUUGCAGUACUUCGUUGUUCACUCACAGAGCCGGGUACUGCACUCUAGGGGGAGGCAGAGAGCACAGCACACACUCCUUCCUUUGCUUUCACUGCGCUCAGCUAUUGAGCAGUCUGACCGCUCCCAGUGCCAAUGACAGAUCCGGCCUGAGCUCC
This is a messenger RNA of Staurois parvus, 294 nucleotides long. The record is from the annotation of a GenBank genome assembly. NCBI's taxonomy places the organism in Eukaryota, Metazoa, Chordata, Amphibia, Anura, Ranidae.